UUUUUAGGUUAUUCUUGGGGUUCGUUUGAUUUUAUUGUCUUUCCUGUGGAUUUGGGGGUCACAAACAGGGGGGCAGUCCCACGCAGCGCCUCCUUGCGUGGACACGCCCCGCACGCGCGCGUCCCCUUUAAAUCGCUGUCAUCUAUGGAGCAAACCGCUGACGUAACCGCGUCCAUAAACGCCCUGCGCUGAUUGGCUGGAGGUGACGUCAGCUGAGAGGUUUUUUUUUUUUCCACUCGUGAACCAUGACCUCAUCGCUUUGGUUCAGGACACUGCCCCCCGCCCCCCCACACAUGGCCGAGCUUCAGCUGAGUUAACCCGGAACGAGCUGCCAGCACGCGCCCCGGUGACCGACGGGGUUGGGGGGCCGUUUGCCGCUCGCUCGCGCGCGCUUUGAUGCCUCGUGCUGUCCCCCCUCCGUCAGCUGCUGUCUGCCAUCCCCCACCUGGACACGCGCGCGCAGACAGACACGCAGGUAAACACCCCCCCAUGAAGACGGAGCCGCCCCCCCGGCCCACACACGGAGGACAGGUGGGCACAGACCGUCCGGAUGCUCAGGAACCAUGGAUCCUUUAGGAGCUGCUCCGCUGGUCCCACUCCUCCACUGAGCUCCACACCUCCUCCUCUCUGUACCUCCUCUUCAUCGUAUUCCUGCCACCCCUCCUCAGCAUGGCGGGGGAGAAGGGGCCUCACAAGCGCAGCUCCAUGGACAUCAAGCGCCUGGCGAGCCUCAUCCAAAGAGGAACCGGCCGUCUGCUGGUGAUUGACAGCCGGACUUUCUCUGAGUUCAACGCGUCGCACGUUCAGGGCGCCGUCAACGUUUGCUGCUCCAAGCUGGUGAAGAGGCGUCUGCAGCAGGACAAGGUGUCCGUCACCGAGCUGCUGCAGCCCAACGGGAAGGUGAAGGUGGAGCUGGGCAGGAAGCAGGAAGUAGUGGUUUACGACCAGAGCUCCAAAGAAGCCGGUCAUCUGUCCAAAGAGGGAUUUCUCCACAUUCUCCUGGGAAAGCUGGAGGGAACCUUCCACAAAGUCUCCUUACUCACAGGGGGGUUUGCGGCCUUCUCGUCCUGCUUCCCCGGCCUGUGUGAGGGGAAACCUGCCACCACCCUGCCCAUGAGCCUGUCCCAGCCCUGCUUACCCGUGGCCAACGUCGGACCCACCCGCAUCCUGCCACACCUCUACCUGGGCUCCCAGAAGGAUGUCCUCAACAAGGAUCUGAUGGCGCAGAACGGAAUCACCUUUGUUCUGAACGCCAGCAACACCUGUCCCAAGCCGGACUUCAUCAGCGAGAGCCACUUCAUGCGCAUCCCGGUGAACGAUAACUACUGUGAGAAGCUGCUGCCGUGGCUAGACAAGACCAACGAAUUCAUCGACAAAGCGAAAGUUUCAAACUGCAGAGUCAUCGUUCACUGUCUGGCGGGAAUCUCGCGUUCAGCGACCAUCGCCAUCGCUUACAUCAUGAAGACGAUGGGCUUGUCGUCAGACGACGCCUACAGGUUCGUGAAGGACAGACGGCCGUCCAUUUCCCCCAACUUCAACUUCCUGGGUCAGCUGCUGGAGUUCGAGAAGGGCCUGCGGUUACUCCAAGCUCUGACCGCCGAGGACAAGUCGGCCGAGAGCAAACACUGCUCGGAGGUCAAGGGGGGGCCCGCAGGUACGGAGCUCAACGGGGACCCAUUCGGGGCGGAGCCUCACGUCCUGCCGGAAGCCAAGCUGCCGUCCCCCGCCUCCCUGCAGCAGGGCUUCAACGGGCUGCACCUGUCGGCGGAGCGGAUCCUGGACACCAACCGGCUGAAACGCUCCUUCUCCCUGGACAUCAAGUCCGUGUACUCUCCCAACAGCGGCCCCGCCCACUCUGAAGACGUCCCCAAGCUCUGCAAGCUGGACAGCCCCGGGACCUCCAACGGCGUGUGCACGCAGUCCCCCAUCCCCGACAGCCCCGGCUCCUGCGACUCCCCCUUCCCCUCGCCGGGCCGGGGGGGCAGCAUCGGCGGGUUGGGGCUCAGUGGGAGCGACGGAGUCCACCGGUCCGGUACCUCCUCGUCCAGACCGAGAAGGAAAAACAAGCACAGCGGCUCUCCGGCCCACUCCCCACCGACGCCCCCCCCUCAGUCCCUGAGCCUCCUGCUGGAGCACAGCGCCCCCGGCGGGGAGGAGACGCUGAAGGGCACGCUGCUCCUGUCGCUGCCCUCCCUCCCCACGCUGGGCUCCGGCGCCAUGUGGACCAAACACAGAGACACGGUCCAGGCCACCACGCCCGUGACUCCGGUCACCCCCACCACAGACGCCCCCUGGCACUUUGGAGCGGAGGAGGGCGGGGGGCGAGACAUGCAGCUGGGGGAGGGGACGGGAGACGAGGCGGUGCUGAGGUUCGGCAGCAGUUCGGCGUACAUGGCGUUCGGAUGCAGUGAAAGCGCGCGCCUACGAGACAAGCCAGCGGCGCCGCGGGACCACCGGGACGCCACCCCCUCAGCCGCCACCACCGCCGGCGGCUCCAGUGGCGCCGACAAGCAGUUCAAGCGGCGCAGCUGCCAGAUGGAGUUCGAGGAGAGCAUCUCCGAGAGCCGGUCCCGCGAGGAGCUGGGGAAGAUCGGGAAGCAGUCCAGCUUCUCCGGGAGCAUGGAGAUCAUCGAGGUGUCCUGACACAUGGUGCACGCCGGCCCCUGGGGACACUAACCUUCAGGGGGCGGGGCUACAGACAGUGUUAACGACCCCCACCCCCGCCGGACUCUGACAUGGAGCGGGGCGAUGCAGUCUGCUGGUACUGAAGAGGACCCCCACGACCCCCCCUUUGUUUUGACUGACUGCUCGGUCGGUGUCGUGUACUUCAGUGGGUGUACAGU
Messenger RNA from Oryzias melastigma (Indian medaka), 2843 nucleotides. RefSeq names its product dual specificity phosphatase 8a (gene dusp8a). The transcript has 7 exons. NCBI's taxonomy places the organism in Eukaryota, Metazoa, Chordata, Actinopteri, Beloniformes, Adrianichthyidae. The coding region runs from base 670 to 2643 and encodes 657 amino acids. Gene Ontology annotation, biological process: protein dephosphorylation; negative regulation of MAPK cascade. Gene Ontology annotation, cellular component: cytoplasm. Gene Ontology annotation, molecular function: MAP kinase tyrosine/serine/threonine phosphatase activity; protein tyrosine/threonine phosphatase activity. The record is from RefSeq and is a predicted model, not a curated record.